GAACCCAAUAUGUCCACCAAUUCCAACAUAUCAGCUAUGGCUCCUAUUAAAGAGUUCACCCUCAUCGUCGCUGCGACGAACAAGAUGGGAGUGGGUAAAGGAGGCGGGCUUCCAUGGACAGGGUUGAGAAAGGAAAUGGCUUAUUUUGCGAGAGUUACCAAGAGGGCUGGUCCUGGGGUAUGUAUUGCCUGAUUUUAUUGAUAAAUUGCCCUACCAUUCUUUCUGCCAGCAUAGCAAUAUAUGCUACAAUGUAAACCUCUCUGUAUAGCUUUGCAUUACUUGCGGAUGGAGAAUUGGAGCUGGUUCCACUUAACUUCACACCCCUCAAUAUUCUCCGAUAGAGAGCGAGGUAGAAGGGGUGGGCAAGAUAUCCUAUUCUGAAUAUUCUCCUCGGGGAAGAAAACAAACGCAGUAGUGAUGGGGCGCAAAACCUGGGAAUCAAUCCCUACUAAAUUCCGGCCUCUCGCGAAUCGGGCAAAUUAUAUGAUCAGUCGAACACAAACCUCUGAACCUUCAGACGUUGAUCUCGGUCCUGAUGCGCAUGCAGCAACAAGUUUGACUAACGCGCUCGAGAAAUUGGGAUCGAGGAGUCAAGCAAAAGAUUCGAAUGAUGGCGAUGAAAAGGAGAUCGAUAGAGUUUUCAUAAUUGGUGGAGGGCAGAUAUAUAAAGCUUCAUUGGAACUGAAGGAAGCAAAGAGAAUAUUGUUGACCAGGAUAAUGAAUGAUUUUGAAUGCGAUACGUAUUUUCCUAUUCAAUUGAAUGAGGAUGGGACGGGCAAUGGAUGGAGAAGGACGGAUACUCAAGAACUUAGAGAAUGGACUGGGGAAGGGGAGGUGGUAGAGGGUGUGAAGGAGGAAGGGGGUGUGAAAUAUGUCUUCGAAAUGUGGGAAAAGAUUGAGGAAUCAUGAAGGGAGAAACAUAGACAUUGGCGGAUCAUUGCUUCGAGACGAGUAUGAUUUGGCAGACAAUAGAGUCAGAACAUACUUCGACAAUGCGAUGAUUUUAAAUCGAAUCGAAAACCCCUGAGCUACCCGAUCCACUUGACUAGUCUCCUCCGCCCCUUACAAGCUCACAGUUGCAUACAAAUACCUCAACUUUCAAGCUUUGCUACAAUCAAACAUUCGAUAUUUCUGGAUGCCCUCUACCCCUUGAAAUUUCGCUCAAAUUAUGCCUGAAUUUGCGGAUCAAACCCAUUUCUUGCCACUUCUCUUUUCUCUGACAUGCGAAGCAGACAAUCUAGCAAUAAAUUCUCCUAAGGAUCUCCA
This is a messenger RNA of Botrytis cinerea B05.10, 1266 nucleotides long. It is a transcript of the gene Bcdfr1, whose product is annotated as Bcdfr1. Lineage: Eukaryota; Fungi; Ascomycota; Leotiomycetes; Helotiales; Sclerotiniaceae. Gene Ontology annotation, molecular function: NADP binding; dihydrofolate reductase activity. Gene Ontology annotation, biological process: glycine biosynthetic process; dihydrofolate metabolic process; folic acid metabolic process. The transcript is spliced from 2 exons. The coding region runs from base 10 to 192 and encodes 60 amino acids. Gene Ontology annotation, cellular component: mitochondrion. The record is from RefSeq and is a predicted model, not a curated record.